UUUCUUUUCUUUUCAAACUUUUCAGCCUUCUUUUCCUUUUUCAUUUUUAAAUAUUUUUGCUUGUUUUUUUUUCUCUUAUUUUCAUCGGUACUUACUGACAAGUAAGACCGAGUAAAAACCCAACUCAAUUUCACUCUCCGUUGCCCUUUUAGAAACAACCACAUAAAGGGAAGAUAGAGCUUUCUUGCUGGGGCGUUUUUGGUUUCUGGGUAGGUGUAGCUUUGGGCAGUCAUGGUGAGGAAACAUGGAUGGCAACUACCAGCUCACACUUUUCAGGUUGUUGCAAUUACUGUAUUCUGUUUAUUAGUGAUUGCAUUUUAUGCUUUCAUUGCCCCUUUCCUCGGAGGCCACAUUUGGGAGUACGUGCUGAUUGCCACAUACUCUCCAGUGGUACUCCUUGUUUUUAUUCUUUAUGUUCGGUGCACUGCAAUUAAUCCUGCAGAUCCUGGCAUUAUGUCUAAAUUCAACACGAACAUAACAAACGAACCCAAUAUAUAUAAUGGGCUAUCAGAGAAAGAUUUGCCGCGAAAAUUUGAUGAAAUUGGCAGUGCAUUGCAUUCUUCCCCAUCAUCGGCUUCUAGAAGCUCUAUAGCUGCACCUAAUUCUAGUAAGAAAAGUUCGGUGAGAGAGAUUGGGGGAGUAGAUACAACAGUGCAACCUCUUACCAGAAAUUCUUGUAAUUUUGGAGGAAUCUUCUGUGCAUUGUUUGUCCAUGAAGACUGCCGCAAACAGGAAGGUGCAGCUGAACAACAGGGCACUGGUGAAGAUGCUUUGUUUUGUACAUUGUGCAAUGCUGAGGUACGCAAAUACAGCAAACACUGUCGAAGUUGUGACAAAUGUGUUGAUGGCUUUGAUCACCAUUGCCGGUGGCUUAACAAUUGUGUUGGGUACAAAAAUUAUGUGACUUUUAUUUCUCUAAUGGCCAUUAGUCUUGUUUGGCUUGUACUUGAAGCUGGAGUUGGUAUUGCUGUUUUAGUGCGUUGCUUCGUUAAUAAAAAAAGCAUGGAUGCUGAAAUUGUUGAGACACUGGGAAAUGGUUUCUCUCGAGCACCUUUUGCUACUGUUGUGGCUGUAUGUACUGCAGUCUCACUUCUGGCAUGUAUACCUCUGGGUGAACUCUUCUUUUUCCACAUGAUAUUAAUCAGAAAGGGUAUCACAACCUAUGAGUAUGUAGUGGCAAUGAGGGCAAUGAGUGAAGCACCUGCUGGAGCUUCUGUGGAUGAGGAACUGCCAAAUGUGCUAUACUCUCCUACAGGAUCUGCAACUACAGGCUUUAGUGGUGGAAGUUCACUUGGCUUGCAGUAUAAGGGGGCAUGGUGUACCCCUCCCAGGGUAUUUGUGGAUUAUCAGGAUGAAGUUGUACCUCACCUGGAGCCUGGGAUGGUCCCAUCAACUGUUGAUCCGGAUGCAGCUGCAGUUGCGGAAAGAGGCAACAAGGUACCAAAAAGACCUGUUCGAAUUAGUGCUUGGAAACUUGCAAAGUUAGACUCUACUGAAGCUAUGAGAGCAGCAGCCAAGGCCAGGGCGUCUUCCUCAGUUUUGAAACCUGUUGAUAACCGUCGAUUACAAGAUCCUGAAUAUAGUUCCAGUGGCAACAUGAGUGUCAGAAGUAGUGUGAGCACUGACAUGGGUGCAAAUAAAGAGAUCAAGAAUGAGUUGAAACUACCUGUAGUUGGAAACUCUUUUGCCCCAAGUCAAGGCAGCAGAGAUGAGUAUGAAACUGGGACCCAGAGUGUUAGUAGCUUCAGCAGCCCAAGCCACAUUCAUGAGUCCAUCACACUUAGUCCUCUGCCACAAGUAAAUGGUUUAGGUCGUUUUAGUGCAGAAACUUCAGUCAAUGGCUUAGGUCGUUUUAAUGCAGAAACUUCGGUCACUGGCUUUGUUCCUGACAUUCCUGUAGCUUCCAAGGCAACCUUUCCUUCUGGUAACAACCCUUCAUCAGAAAACGAGGAAAAGGUUGUGCAGAAGGGAACUAGUACUGAACCAUUGCUUCUUUCUGGACCAGCUACGUCUCUUCUUAGAGAUGUCAGACGGACAUCUGUUGUUUGGGAUCAGGAUGCUGGCAGGUAUGUAUCCAUUCCUGUGUCAGCUUCUGAAGCUAGAAACAGAUCAACAAUACAAAUGGGAUUGCCAAAAUCGAGUGUAGAAAUGAGCAAUCAGGGCAAAAAACCAGUAAUUCCAACUCAAGAACCUUCAUCUUCAGCAUCCAAGACUCCAGCGCAGCAAGCUGAGAAGCUGAUGUACACAGGGGACUCCAUUUUCUUUGGUGGACCACUUUUGAGUGCCCCAAUUAGGGAUGGUUUACGAAAUGAAGGAGGUUCAGGUUCAAGAGAGAGCCAACAGAGGUUGGCAUUGAGCGUACCACGGGAGUCUAGAUUCAAAAGAGAUUCUACCUCAAACCAACUUCCUGUCUUUGUUCCGGGGGGUUUAGAGCAGAACCCUCGUCCUGGAUCUGGUGUAAGAGUUAAAGAUUUGAACUUCUAACUGGGUUAUGUACAUUUUUUUUUUCUUUCAAAUUAUAUGGCGAGUUGACAAGUGAUGGGCUUGAAGAAGAAGAGGAAACCUCUUAUGGGAGCAUUUGAGCAGCCCCAGGAACCUUGCAAUUUUGGGCUAUUGUAAAUCUGUGUUGUGAGGUUCAAGCGGUUUCUUCUUUGGAGGAAGACUACUUCAGGUGAGGAAUGCAGAUGCAAGGUGAUCGCAACAAAGCUUGUACCCUCAAGCGGUGGCUGAAACGUUUCUAUUCUAUGCAUUUCUUUUCUAACCCUGUACAAUUGGCUUCGUUGAUGGAGUGCAGAAGGUUUACCAUUUAUCAUGUUGGGAGUUGAUAUGUUAUUUCCAUUCCACUGAUCUUGUUCUGCCCUUAUUAAAUCUUAUAAUAGCUUAUGAAUUUCCCAUCU
This is a messenger RNA of Manihot esculenta (cassava), 2897 nucleotides long. Its product is annotated as probable protein S-acyltransferase 19. Gene Ontology annotation, biological process: protein targeting to membrane; peptidyl-L-cysteine S-palmitoylation. The record is from RefSeq and is a predicted model, not a curated record. The coding region runs from base 232 to 2484 and encodes 750 amino acids. NCBI's taxonomy places the organism in Eukaryota, Viridiplantae, Streptophyta, Magnoliopsida, Malpighiales, Euphorbiaceae. The transcript is spliced from 9 exons. Gene Ontology annotation, cellular component: endoplasmic reticulum; Golgi apparatus. Gene Ontology annotation, molecular function: protein-cysteine S-palmitoyltransferase activity.